AUGCAGGAUGUAGAUGAAGUUGUUGAGUCUUUGCCACCUGCUGGUUAUACCGCAUUAACCCGAGCAAAGCAGUCUAACCUGAGUAAACCUUUUCUGCGGCUUGAAGUAGAGAAGUCGAUAAAGGGAAUGGGCAGGUUUAAAGCUCCUGGACCGGAUGGCUUUCAACCGGUAUUUUAUCAGGAUUGUUGGACAACUGUUGGGGAUUCGGUGAGCAGUUUUGUUCUGAAGUUUUUUGAAACAAGUACUCUACCGUGUGGGACUAAUGAUGCAUUGGUGGUUUUGAUUCCUAAAGUGGUAUUGAAGGAGGUGAUGCCUAAGCUUAUUGGACCAGCACAGUCUAGUUUCAUUCCUGGAAGACUUAGUGCUGAUAAUAUUUUUGUAGUGCAGGAAGCAGUUCAUUCAGUGCGACGGAAGCAGGGUCGUAAAGGGUGGAUGUUGUUGAAACUUGACUUUGAGAAAGCAUAUGAUCGGAUUAGAUGGGAUUUCCUUGAGGAUACAGUUCAUGCUGCUGGUUUCUCGUCUACUUGGAUAGAGUGGAUUUUGCAAAGCGUAGAUCAUUCUGUUAAAAAGGGACGUGGUCCGAGCAUGUUUGCUUUGCAGGGUGAAAACUACCAUCUCAUUGGUUCUUUGAAACCAAAAAAUGGUGAUAAAGCAAAGUUUCAACAGCUUUAUAUAGUCGACACAGAAAAUGAAGUGGAGAACCGUAUGAAUGUCAUGAGCAAAGGCAAUGAUUCCGUGCAAGAUGUUGGGAAGAAAAAAUUCGGAAAAGAAGUUGUUGAAAUUCUACUCAAGUUGAUAAUGAUAUCAACCCUCACGUGGAAGCAUUCAGAUUUGCCAGGGAUAGAAGUAGCUGCCUUGAGUCCGGGAGAUUUUCAUGAAGAUAUGGAUAAGCGUGACAUUGUUCUCCAGAAGCAGUCAGGGAAGUUGAAAAGAAUACAUGAAUGUCAUGUAGCAUACUUAGCUCUACAAUAUCCGUUGUUGUUUUCAAGUGGAGAGGAUGGUUUCCGACUUGGUAUUAAAAAGACACCUACUAAAACUUCAAAAGGCGAAGACGACAAAGGUAUAAGUAUCAGACAAUGGUUUGCCCACAGACUUCACGAGCGGAAGAAUGAGAAACAUACCCUUUUUCGGUCUAAAAGGUUGUUUCAACAGUUCUUGGUUGAUGGAUAUACUAUGAUUGAGUCUAAUAGGCUAAGGUUUAUUAAAAAAAACCAGAAGAAGUUGCAGAGUACUAAUAUUCAGAAAGUGAAGGAAGCAUCAGUUAAUGGAAUCACUGAUCUUAGUAAUGAGGGAAAGAAGUUUGUCAUUCCGCCGUCUUUCACAGGAGGUCCAAGAUACAUGCAGCAGAUGUAUUUGGAUGCUAUGGCUACAUGUAAACAUUUUAGAUUCCCAGAUCUUUUCAUAACGUUUACAUGUAAUGCUAAAUGGCCUGAAAUUACAAGAUUUUGUAAUAAGCGCAAGUUGAGGGCAUAUGAUAGACCGGAUAUCAUCUGCAGGAUUUUCAAGAUGAAGCUGGAUAACUUGAUGGAUGAUUUAACUGUGAAGAACAUCUUUGGUAAAACAGUUUCAGAAAUACCAGAUAGAGAUAAAGAGCCAAAGCUAUAUGAAGUUGUCAAAGACUGCAUGAUACAUGGACAGUGUGGACACAUAAACCCCAAUUCACCAUGUAUGGUGAAUGGGAGAUGUUCAAAAUAUUAUCCAAAAGCAUAUGCUGAAACCACAAAAGUUGAUAAAGAAGGCUUCCCAGUCUACAGAAGAAGGAAAAGCUCAAUAAAAUACUUAUUCAAGUAUGUUCAUAAAGGUCUAGAUCGUGUAUCCGUCACCGUCGAGCCACAUAUCGCCCAAUAUGUCUCUGCUUGUGAAGCAUUCUGGAGGUCUAACAAGUAUCUCAUACAUUAUAGGUCAACAGCUGUCCAAAAACUAAGUUUCCACGAAAAGGGGAAACAGCCAGUUUAUUACAGGGAAGGUGAAACUGCAGAAGGUGUACUGAGUCGUAAAUAUUUUAGGAGGAGAGCACGACCAGGCUUUGCCAUUGGAAGAAUAAAUUAUGUGCCACAUAACAUGGAAGAUGAAUAUCAUUUGCGUGUUCUUAUAAACAGCAAACGUGGACCAACUGGAUUUGAUGACAUUAAGACUGUCAAAGGGGUAAUUCACAAAUCAUACAGAGAUGCGUGUUUUGCUUUAGGAUUGCUAGAUGAUGACAAAGAGUAUAUACAAGGUCUUAAAGAAGCAAAUUUUUGGUGUUCGGCCAAGUUCGUCUGCAGACUCUUUGUUAUAAUGCUGCUUUAUGAUAGCUUAGCAACUCCUGAUGUUGUUUGGGAGCAUAGUUGGCCUAUCUUAUCUGAGGAUAUACUUAGAAAAAGGAGAAAUGCUACGAACCGACCAGAUCUGAAUUUGAGUGAUGAUGAGAUCAUAAAAUUUACUCUUCAAGAGAUACAUAGGCUGCUUAAGAGAAAUGGGACUUCACUUAAACGAUUUAAGACUCUACCACAACUUGAUGAAGAUGAUCUACCUCAAUUUAAUCAGCUGUUAUUAGAUGAGCGUAAAUACAACAAGGAUGAUUUGAGAGAAUAG
Camelina sativa (false flax) is the source of this 2574-nucleotide messenger RNA. The record is from RefSeq and is a predicted model, not a curated record. NCBI's taxonomy places the organism in Eukaryota, Viridiplantae, Streptophyta, Magnoliopsida, Brassicales, Brassicaceae.